AGUGCCACUUGUUCAAGAUGAAAGUCUCCGAUGCUUGGCCCGGCCUAGACGACCCCUCUGCUCUCGGCUUCGACACAUGCUUCACUGCCUGGCUCACGAACCCGCGUCGGAUCCUUCCCGCCGCCACGUCUGCCUCGUCCACCAGCGUCGGUUCGAGCAGUGACAACGUACUGAAGGGUUACAUCAGCAAGAAUCUCACGCACUGUUUUGUUUCCGGGCUCGAGACCAACCCGUGGUGGAGGGUUGACUUGGGUGUUUCGAAGAAGGUUGCGCAGGUUCGGGUGUAUGUACGGCAGGACGAUACUGUGGGGGGGUUCUUUAACGUCGAGGCUCGCCUAGGUGAGUCGACAGUCUACGAGGACAAUGCUGUGUUUGAUUUCAAAGCCGGUGAGCCUGUCGCGAAUGCAGAGGUCCUGUUUACACCCUCUAAACCCUUGAGCGGGCAGUACUUCUUUCUCCAGAGUCAAGGAUCCUCGUCUGAUAACAAACUGGCUUUCUGCAUCGUUGAAAUUCUGGAACAAAAGCUGGAUCCAGUGCUCAGAAACUGCAAGGAUGCAUACAACCACGGCAAUCACAAGAGCGGCGUGUACACUAUAUAUCCCUACACGGACUGCCUCGACCCCGUUACCGUGUACUGCGACAUGGACACCGACGGCGGCGGGUGGGCGGUUUUCCAGAGACGCCGCGACAUCACGCCGAGGAUCGACUUCUACCGCACGUGGGACGAAUACGCGCGAGGCUUCGGGGACGUUGCAAAAGGAGAGUUUUGGCUCGGGAACGAGCACAUCCACGCCCUCACGAACCAGACGAACAACGAGCUCCGUGUCGAUCUGGAAGACUUCGCUGGCGGAACUCGGUGGGCCAAGUACAGCAGCUUCUUCGUGGACGACAGGGACCAUUUCUUCACCAUGACCCUGUCAGGGUACACAGGGAACGCGGGCAACUCCCUCGCUCUUCACAGUGGUCAGAAGUUCUCGGCGAAGGAUAGAGACUUAGACAGUAGUGCGGGAUUCUGUUCUUCCAAAUAUUAUGCCGGCUGGUGGUAUGCUGCCUGUCACGAAGCCAACCUCAAUGGAGAGUACCUGGGAGGUGACCAUUCACUCUAUGCGAGAGGUAUUGUGUGGUAUAAAUGGCGUGGGCAUUACUACUCCCUGAAGGCCAUCACCCUUAUGAUUCGACCUGUUACUUGAUGCUUAUCGGUCGUGACUCUUUUUACUUUUUUAUCAUUUGGUUUAUGAGUAAAAAUAAUAAUAAUAAGUUGAAUGAUUGUCAGAAUUAACAAUAUUGUUAUUUUGCGUCUGCCAGCCUCUUUUCCUGGAUUCCAUUAGCAUGCAACUUAUUAAAUAGAGAAAGGGAUGGAACGUUGUAUAAUAUGUGAAAUUAUGUACAUAGAAAGUAGCUGGAAGAUCCUUUAUUCAUCUCGAGCAAUGCAAAGUGGCAUUAUCUGAACAGAAGUUCAUUGUGAAAAAUGGCAGAAAAAGUCUAAAUGAGAUUGAAUAACACGGUUGUAAUCAUAGUGAAGACGCAAUAAACUUUCUGACGGCGUAAAUUUGGUCAUUUUCAAUCUGUACAUUAUUACAUGUCAUAAAAUUCAU
This is a messenger RNA of Penaeus monodon (black tiger shrimp), 1595 nucleotides long. Its product is annotated as techylectin-5A-like. The coding region runs from base 18 to 1190 and encodes 390 amino acids. NCBI's taxonomy places the organism in Eukaryota, Metazoa, Arthropoda, Malacostraca, Decapoda, Penaeidae. The record is from RefSeq and is a predicted model, not a curated record. The transcript is spliced from 3 exons.